This is a messenger RNA of Metarhizium robertsii ARSEF 23, 939 nucleotides long. Its product is annotated as Dbl like protein. Gene Ontology annotation, biological process: establishment of cell polarity; septin ring organization. Gene Ontology annotation, molecular function: guanyl-nucleotide exchange factor activity. The record is from RefSeq and is a predicted model, not a curated record. NCBI's taxonomy places the organism in Eukaryota, Fungi, Ascomycota, Sordariomycetes, Hypocreales, Clavicipitaceae. Bases 1 to 939 code for a protein of 312 amino acids. Gene Ontology annotation, cellular component: cytoplasm; nucleus; division septum. The transcript is spliced from 3 exons.
AUGCAAACCCCAUCCAGGCAACACCACAACGAGCAGGCGCACCAAGCAGAUAGAUAUGCAUCGCUCAUACCAGAGAUCCUCUGGACAGAGGGCCGAUACGUCCAAGGCCUAGAGCGCCUCUCCGCACUCCAACACCUAGUGCUCGACCAGGCCGUUCUGCCCGCCGACGCGGCCAGCGAAAUAUUCGGAAACGUAGACGCCCUCUUAGCCCUGCACAAGCAGCUCCUCGCCCAGAUGAGGGCCACGUCUGCCCUUCCGCGCCGCGACCAAGAUUGGAGCACGGCAUUCUCCGCGUUCGCCAAAAACCCCGACAUCUACGUCGCCUACAUCGCCAACCACAAGGCCCAGAUCAGUGCUGCGGUCCGGCAACACGCCAGAAUCCUCACCACGUCCGGACCCCCAGAGGUCCUGCAGCUCGUCUCGGACCGCUACAUGAUUCACCACACGUUUCAGUGGCCGUACGCGCGCUUUGCUCGAUAUUCCCGCAUCCUAAAAGAACUGCUGCAUGAGAUACGGGCCGACGAGGCUAAGCAUGCGAGCCUGCAAGCGGCGGCGGCGGCAUACCACGAUAUUCUGAGGAGAGCCGAGGCGCUGACGCAAAAGUCUCUAGACCUCGACGCCGGGCAUCUUUUGGACCGGGUCGAGGAUUGGAAGGGCUUGGAUCCGAGCACCUUUGGCAAGUUGGUGUUAUUUCAGACCCUCAUAUGUCGUCCUGGAGCGAAGCUAGAGUUAGAGGCACCGGUGUAUCUUUUCGAACGCAUCCUCAUCUGCUGCAAGAAGAGGAGGCACGGGGCGGCGGAAAAUCCCGAAGCCGCACCCUUGCGCCUCUACGGUCGCAUCUUCCUCGUCAACAUCGUGGACAUGGGCGUUUCACCUGGUACUGUCUGGCUCUGCCGAGUUGUCUGUCCCGUCGUGUUCUUCUUGGCCGGUUGCGACUGA